Molecule: messenger RNA, 5367 nt
Organism: Pristis pectinata (smalltooth sawfish)
Lineage: Eukaryota; Metazoa; Chordata; Chondrichthyes; Rhinopristiformes; Pristidae
Gene: sympk
Product: symplekin
Exons: 26
Coding region: 43-4470 (1475 amino acids)
Cellular component (GO): mRNA cleavage and polyadenylation specificity factor complex
Source: RefSeq, a predicted model, not a curated record
CGUUUGGCACAUGCGCAUUGUGAUGCUGUGCUCCUGCGGCGCAUGCGUGGUGCUGCUGAGGCCGAGUCUGCCGUGAGAGCGGGUCGGGGUUGUGCUCCGGGCCCGGACAUGGCGGCGGCUGGGCCGGCCGCCGAUAGCGGCUCCUCCCGUCGCUGUCUCGCCACCCAGUACUUCAACGAAGAGGAGAAUAACGCCAUCGAGAGUCUGACAACCAGCGAGAGGGUUGUGGAUCUGUUGAAUCAGGCUGCACUCAUUGUCACUGACAACAAAAUCACUGUUCUCAAACAGGUUCAGGAGCUGAUUGUGAACAAGGAUCCCACACUCCUUGACAACUUUCUCGAUGAAAUCAUUGCAUUUCAGUCAGAUAAGUCGGUUGAUGUUCGCAAGUUUGUGAUUGGAUUCAUGGAGGAGGCAUGUAAGCGGGACAAUGAGCUGCUGCCAAAACUAAUCGCCAACCUCAACAUGCUGCUAAAGGAUGAGAACGUCAAUGUGGUGAAGAAAGUCAUUUUAACCAUGACGCAGCUCUACAAGGUGGCACUGCAGUGGAUGGUGAAGUCGAAAAUGAUCAAUGAGAUGGAGGAGGCGUGCUGGGAUAUGGUUAGUGCCAUGAAGGAUGACAUUGUCUUGAUGCUGGACUCUGAUAAUGAUGGAAUCCGGACUCAUGCCAUCAAAUUCAUUGAGAGUUUGAUCAUCACCCUGUCACCUCGCACCCCUGAUUCUGAUGUUCCCCGACGGCAGGAGAAUGACAUCAGUCUGGAUCGCAUUGUGAAAGAUCACUCUUGCAUCAAAGCCAGUGCACUUCAGGAAGAGGGUAAAAUGGCACUGGAUCAGCUCCUGAAAUUCAUGGUUCACCCUGCCAUCUCCAGUAUCAACCUUACAGCUGCCCUGGGCUCCUUGGCAACCAUCGCUAGGCAACGACCCAUGUACAUGUCUGAAGUGAUCCAGGCAUACGAGACCCUUCAUGCCAAUCUGCCGCCCACUCUGGCAAAGUCACAGGUCAGCAGCGUGCGAAAGAACUUGAAGCUGCACUUGCUGAGCGUGCUGAAACACCCGUCCUCCUUUGAAUUCCACGCCCAGAUUACCACGCUCCUCCUGGACCUCGGCACGCAGCAGCAGGAAAUCGCUCGCAACAUGCCCAACCUGAAAGAUGUGCGGAAACGCCACCGAGAAGACACUGACCAGGGCCUGAAGAAAAUCAAAAUAGAACCUUUAGGAGAAGAUGAUGAAGACAAAGAUCUUGAACAGGCAUCAGCUUCCACUGCUAAACCAUCGUCAUCCCAGAACACACAGUCUGCCAUUGACGUCACGGCACAGUUUCUCAUGCCUCUGCUCUCGCCAGAGAAUGUGGCGAAUUUGGUUCUGAUCAGCAUGGUCUAUUUACCAGAUGUGAUGCCAGCCUCUUUCCAGGCUACCUAUACGCCAGUGGAGUCGGCAGGGACAGACGCACAGAUUAAACAUUUAGCCCGACUCAUGGCCACACAGAUGACAUCAGCAGGUCUCGGACCAGGUGUUGACCAGAUGAAACUUCAGACAGACGAAGAAUUGAAACAGGGGAAGGACGGUAAAACUGACGGGCUGGUGAUCAAGCGACGUUACUCCACAAUACGGGGGCAGGGCCAAGCUAUCUCUGUUGUUGGGGCACCUGGUCCCUUCUCACAACCCACCAAGGAAGAGGAGAUGCAAGCAAAGAGACGACCAGAACCCAUUAUGCCUUCAAAUCAGCCAAGGCCGAUGGGACAGAGUGGGCGGAAGAAGGUUUUCCGUCUGGGUGAUGUGGUGCAGCAGCUGCCUGCGGAUAAGAUAGACAAGCUGAAGAUUGGAGCUCUGCAGCGCAUCCUCAACUCGGAGAAAGCAGUGGCACGAGGCGGAGCCGGUCCGAUCCGUGUGAAGAUCUUGGCACGUCUUGUGACGCAGUUUGAUGGGAAAAUGAAAGGCGAGAUGCUGGAUUUCAUCCUUGAGGAUAUUCGAAACCGCGUCGACCUUGCGUUUGCGUGGCUGUACCAAGAGUAUAACCUGUACCUCAGCCAAUGGCCCAAUGGCACACUUGAGAAUUAUGACGAGUGUCUGACCAGCCUGUUGUCAGGCCUGCAAGAGAAACCAGACCAGAAGGACGGGCUGUUUACAAAGUUGGUUCUCGAGGCUCCAUCUAUAACUGACAAUGCAUUAGAAGUGAUCCGGAGAUAUUGCGAGGAUGAGACUCGGAUCUACCUGGGAAUGUCGACGCUGAGGGAUCUGGUCUUCAAACGCCCCUCGAAGCAGCUGCAGUACCUUCAUGUGCUGCUUGAUCUGAGCUCUCACGAAAAGGACAAGGUCCGUUCACAGGCACUGAUGUUCAUUAAACGAAUGUAUGAGAAGGAGCAACUGCGUGAUUACAUUGAGAAGUUUGCCCUGAAUUACUUGCAGCUGUUGGUUCAUCCCAACCCACCCUCCAUUCUCUUUGGGGCUGACAAAGAUACAGAGGUGGCAGCUCCUUGGACGGAGGAGACGGUGAAACAGUGCCUGUAUUUGUACCUUGCUCUGCUUCCCCAGAACCAUAAACUCAUCCACGAGCUUGCUGCUGUCUACACAGAGGCUAUCGCUGACAUUAAGCGCACAGUGCUGCGUGUCAUUGAGCAACCGAUUCGAGGAAUGGGAAUGAAUUCGCCUGAGCUGCUUCUGCUGGUGGAGAACUGUCCAAAAGGCGCCGAAACCCUUGUGACCCGCUGCCUACACAUUUUAACAGACAAAGUGCCUCCGUCACCCGAGCUGGUGAAGCGAGUUCGUGAUCUCUACCACAAAAGGGUCCCAGACGUCAGAUUUCUGAUCCCGGUGCUUAACGGCCUUGAGAAGAAAGAAGUAAUCCAGGCACUGCCCAAACUAAUCAAACUCAAUCCCAUCGUGGUAAAGGAGGUCUUUAACCGGCUGCUAGGAACUACACACAUGGGUGAGGGAGGCUCAGCAGCAAUUUCACCGUUGACCCCUGGUGACCUUCUCAUUGCCCUGCACAACAUCGACUCUACCAAAUGCGACAUGAAGUCAAUAAUCAAAGCUACAAACCUGUGCUUCGCAGAGAGGAAUGUGUACACGUCAGAGGUCCUUGCUGUUGUGAUGCAACAGCUGAUGGAACAGAGCCCACUCCCGAUGCUGCUGAUGAGAACAGUCAUUCAGUCACUCACCAUGUAUCCACGACUUGGGGGUUUUGUCAUGAACAUCCUGUCCCGGCUCAUAAUGAAACAGGUUUGGAAGUAUCCCAAGGUGUGGGAAGGCUUCAUUAAGUGCUGCCAACGAACAAAACCUCAGUCCUUCCAGGUACUGUUGCAGCUUCCACCCACUCAACUCGCCAACGUCUUUGAGAAGUGCCCGGAACUCCGAGAACCACUGCUGACGCACGUGCGUUCUUUCACACCGCACCAGCAAAACCACAUUCCAAAAUCCAUAAUGAUUGUGCUGGAGGCAAACUCCAAGUCAGAAGUGGAACCAAUGGAAACUAAACCCACAAAUGAGGAGGAGAUGCAGCACCUGACCGUCGCUCAUGCACAGAAGGAUAUGAUCACCAUGCGCCUAGCUCAAGAGAAAGCCCUGAAGAGGAAACUGGAGGAGGAGCAGAAGUUCAAACAGCAGCAGUUGGCAGCCCAGUUACACCCCCUCCAUGCUGUCCUCACCCCACCAAGCCUCGGAGUCUUGAAGCCCCCUGGACAAACUGUCUCCGCCUCCCCAAGCCUGAAGCCCCCUGCCCAGACUCCUCUGACCCCCGCUGCGCAGGCUCCGUCAAACGCCCCCGCCCCCAGCCUGUCCACGUCAAAUGCCCCUGUCCAGAGUGUGUCAAGUGCCCCUGCUCAGGCUCCCCCCGAUGCCUCCAGUAAACCUGCUGCCAGCCCACCUGUAGAGACUGUCCAAGCCCCUCCCAGCCAGGCUGCUGCCAGCCCCCUGGGAGAGGCGGCCCCAAGCCCCCUCGAUCAGGCUGUGCGUCCUCCGCCAAGUCUGCUGGCUGCAUCCUCGAUGGCGCCGCCAAAGGACGAGCCAAUGGAAGUCGGCAGUAGUGUCCCUGAGCCUGAAGGUGUCAGAGACACCUCACAGCCGACAAUCAUCAUCAAUGUGAAGGAGGAGGAGGAGAGACCAAUGGCGUUGGAUGAACCAUCCCAGGGAGUGGUCGUCAUGGAGACUGCACGUGAAGGACAGAUUGUACUUAAGGAUUCAACAGCUGGUGAACCAGCCGCUCAACAGCCGCUGCUGCACGAAGUGGGUCACCUGGUAGCGGCAGACGCCACGGAGCAGGUGAUCCUGGUCCGCGAGGACCCACCGGCGGUGGAGGACCCAGCAUCUGGCAGCGAGCAAUCGGCCAACCCCCCGGAAGAGGCACUGGAGCAAGGCGCAGAGGGAGUGGUUCCCGAGGAGAGGAAUGGCGAGGGCACUGAGAAGAGCCAGGCAGCAGGAGACGGAGAAUCACAGCCUGUCACCAAACGCAAAUCUGCUGUGAGGAAAAGCAGUUAACAACUAUUGACUGAGAUUCAUGUGGGGUUACCUGUCUAUGUCUUGCUCGCUGAUUGAUAGCAGCAAAAUACUGGCUAAUAAGGACAAAUAAAAGUCUCAUAUUUUAAAGGAAGGUGGAAACUCUGGUUGGUCUCUGCAGUUUCCUGUUCCUAGAUUAGUGCCAGGGGUCUAAUUUAAUUUUUUUUAAGUUGUAGUUAGGUCCAGAUGGGCUAUAAUUAAAUAACGGGUCUCUGUUUUGAUAGUUGUGGUUGAGGGGGGAAGCAAUGGCUGGGGCACCUUGCUCCUCUUCGACCAGUAGCCGGAGUUCCCAGCAGCUGUGCUAGCCCUCAGUAUCGUCAGUUCAGAUUAAGGACUUGUGCCUGGAAAGAGGCUUGACUCCACUAGCUGGUGAACCCAAGCUCCUGAUCUGUCCAGAUUCCGAGCACCGGAAAUGUCCGACUGAUCCCAUUUUCUGGCACUUCAUGUGAAGCACCGCAGACCUGGAGAGAAGCGAGACUGCCUAUUCUGGAUGUAUUUAUGCAUCUUGGAAAGUUGGGCCCACCUCAGAAUCGGGGUUGAAUUUGGAAUGAGCGUGCAUACCAGCAGCUUAAGAAUUCCUUCCAGAGUUUAGCACAUCUACUGUGUGUUCGGAGACUUGAACAUAUUUCUCAAGCAAUCAUACCAAUGUAGUAAACUAAUUUAAUUCUGUGCCGUGUCCUUUGGUAACACCUAUUGAUAUUUCCUUUGAAAUUCUACUAAAAAUGUUUUGUUUUUAUUUUAAAGUGUUGGAGAAGUAUGGCUGUUUGACCUUGUGUAAAGUGACUGUGUGUUAUCUGCAGUGGGCAGACUGCUGGAGAGUUUUACAUGUGAGGCUGUAAGAAUGGGAAAUGAAUAAACGUUUGGAGAGUUGGCAAUGUG